AUGCGUUUCCUUACCGAUCCUCGCGGCCUUGGUGAUCCCAACUCGGAGGAGGUCCCUCUGCAAGUCAUCGGAGCUGGCCUCCCUCGCGCUGCCACGUCUUCAAUGCAAGCAGCCUUUGAGAUCCUUGGUUUUGGUCCGUGCAUGCACAUGGCAGAAAUUCUCCCUCAUCCAUCUCGUCUGCGUCUUUUUAUCAACGCUCUGCGGGAGAAAGAUGACGCUGCGCGAAAGAAGAUGGUCCGCCAGCUCAUUCACGGACAUCGUUCCAUCUGCGAUCUUCCGGUUGUUUAUUUUACCCCCGACCUCAUGGACGAAUACCCCGACGCCAAGGUCAUAUUGAACCAGAGACCAGAUGCCAAGCUUUGGGCGAAAAGUGCCGAGGAGAGCUUCUGGUUCUUCUUCAGCCCGUGGUUUAAAUGGGUCGGGUUGCUCUGGCCUUCGGACCGCAUGUGGUAUACUCUCAACCUGGAGAGCAUUAAGCUGACCAAGGAGAAAUAUGGUUCCGAUACUCCUUUUUCUGCCGAGACGUACAACCAGUACAAUGAGGAAGUUCUGGCUGUGGCAAAGGCGCGAAACCGUGAGGUACUCCAGUUCAAGGCUGAAGAUGGUUGGGAACCUCUUUGUAAGUUCUUGGGGGUUGAGGUACCGGAUCAGCCUUUCCCGAGGUUGAACGAGAGGACGACCUUUCAAAUGGUCAGGAGGAUUUUUAUUGCGAAGGGACUUCUUUCUUGGGCAGCCCUGUUUGGUGCAACAUGGGGAUUGUGGAAGGUUACAUCACGUUUCUUGUAG
Messenger RNA from Fusarium sp. VM40, 786 nucleotides. The record is from the annotation of a GenBank genome assembly. NCBI's taxonomy places the organism in Eukaryota, Fungi, Ascomycota, Sordariomycetes, Hypocreales, Nectriaceae.